AUGAAUACACUCGUCAGGAACUUUCUGGCCGCGGACCGGUUCGCCGUCGUCGGCGCGUCCACCAAUAGGAGCAAGUUCGGCAACAAGGUGCUGCGGUGCUACCUGUGGCGGGAGAAGACGGUCGUCCCUGUUAACCCGCGCGAGGAGGAAAUCGAGGGGAAGAAGUGCGUCAAGUCGCUCUCUGACCUUCCGGACCCGCAAGACGUGUCCGUUUCCGUCGUCACUCCCCCGGCGGUGACUCUCGCCGUCGUCGAGGAGGCUGGGCGGCUGGGCGUGAAGAGGCUGUGGCUCCAGCCGGGGAGCGAGGACGACGAGGUCUUGUCGAAGGCCGAGGAAUUGGGCCUGCAAAUCAUCCACGGGGAGCCUUGCGUUUUGGUAGAGCUCGGCUACUACGCCCCCGGUGGCCUGGGCAGCAGCAGCAGCGACGGCGGUGAGGGCAGCGGUGGCGGCGGCGGCGGCAGCGGCAGCAGCCUGUAG
Molecule: messenger RNA, 477 nt
Organism: Ectocarpus siliculosus
Lineage: Eukaryota; Phaeophyceae; Ectocarpales; Ectocarpaceae
Source: the annotation of a GenBank genome assembly